Molecule: messenger RNA, 2109 nt
Organism: Cyprinodon tularosa
Lineage: Eukaryota; Metazoa; Chordata; Actinopteri; Cyprinodontiformes; Cyprinodontidae
Gene: tes
Product: testis derived transcript (3 LIM domains)
Exons: 7
Coding region: 137-1819 (560 amino acids)
Molecular function (GO): zinc ion binding
Source: RefSeq, a predicted model, not a curated record
GCCGCUUUGACAGGCGCGUGUGGCUCAGAGCGAGCAGGAGGGCAGUGAGUGGGGUUUAUCUCUCUGUCCUGGUUUGUUUCUGUUUCUUUCCUACGGACCAUUUCUGGAGGAACCGCUUCAACGCAAAGGCUGGAAGAUGGAGAUAGAGAGGGAAAUGAAGAAGGUGACUCUGGGUCACGAGUUUGGUGCUGGAGCAGCUUGUUUAAAAUGCAAGGAUAAAUGCGAGGGAUUUGAGCUGCACUUCUGGAGGAAGAUUUGUCGGAACUGUAAGUGUGGCCUUCCUGAGCAUGAUGUGUCGAUGAAUUCAGAGGAAAACAAGAAGGUUGGCAAGCUGUUUGAAGACACCAAGUACACGGGCCUCAUAGCCAAACUAAAGACUGAUGGCAUCCCCAGGUACCAGGGCAACAUGGUCACCAUCACUCUGCCAAGCCCUACCACCGCUCACACUGUGCCCCCUACUGCUUCCUCUACCAUCGUACCUCCUGCCACUCUGGCGGGAGCCGCACAGCCUGGUGUCACGCCUGCAGGAACCGCACCUACUGGCUCUCCAUCACCAGCUCAGUGGAAGCCACAAGUACAGCCCAAACAUGUUGUCGUCAGUCCAGUUAAGGCUACCAAAGUACCGGCCACUGCUAAUGCUACAGCAGCCAGCGUGGUUCCAGUUCCUCAGCAGGCCCCAAUGAAAUCAGUCACCUAUGAGUGGGCCCCUCCUGUGUCCAACAAGUAUCUGGCUGUGCGUUACAUCGAGCUGCUCCCACCUGAGAAGCGUCCGGUCGCCGGGACAGAGGGGGCUGCUUACCGCCGGCAGCAGAUGGAUCGUCAGCUGCCUGAACACGACCAGGACCCUUCAAAGUGCCACGAGCUGAGCCCUGCUGAGGUGAAGCAGAUGCAGCAGUAUGUGCGUAAAUGCAAGGAUGAGGCCUUAGGAGUCGGAGACGUCCUGCUGCCGGAGGACAUGGCUCAGAUCCAGGCAGGGGGACCAGGCGCCGGCGGUAAACUCGGAGGGUCUGCAUCUGGGCCUGGUGCUGGUGUUGGAGUGGCUGGAAUCUUACCAGGGGGUCAAGUUGGUGGAGCUAAUUCUGGCCCAGUUCUUGCGGGUUCUGGUGUUGGUGGAUUUGGACCUGCUGGAAGGGGAGCUGGACCAGGACCCACCUCAGGUUCUGGAACUGAUCAGUCUGCUGGUCUCAGACCAGCAGGAGGAGCCAUGGGUACUGCUACUGCUGGGUCAGUCGGACUUCCACAGAAGAACUUUUCAUGCCAUCACUGUAAGAAGCCUAUGCUGUUGGGAGAGCCGGCCGUUUAUGCUGAGCGGGCCGGCUACGACAAACUAUGGCACCCAGCAUGCUUUGUGUGCUGCACCUGUAGUGAACUACUGGUGGAUAUGAUUUACUUCUGGAAGAAGGGCAAGAUGUUCUGUGGACGGCACUAUGGAGAGAGCGAGAAGCCUCGAUGCUCUGGCUGUGAUGAGCUGAUCUUUAGUAACGAGUACACUCAAGCUGAGGGGCAGAACUGGCAUCUGAAACAUUUCUGCUGCUUUGACUGUGACUGCAUCCUGGCUGGAGAGACGUAUGUGAUGGAGAAGGACAAGCCCAUCUGUAAACCCUGCUACAUGAAAAACUAUGCUGCGGAAUGUGCUUCUUGCCAGAAGGCGGUGGAGCCUGAGGCUCAGAGAGUUUCCUACGGCGAGCACCACUGGCACGCAGUGCCAGAGUGCUUCAAGUGCUCCGGUUGCACCAAGUGCCUGAUUGGUCAGCGCUUCAUGGCGGUGAAGAACUGCCUCUUUUGCUCUGUGGAGUGCAAGAAGAAAGUCAUGGCUUAGGCAGCCAAUCCUGUUUGCCCCCCUCAGCAGAGGGAACAGGCAAUGACUGUGAUGGUUGUAAUCGUUUUAACAUACUAAUGUGCCUUUUCCCUUUAAUAUGGAAAGCUACUGUAACAGUGACUAUAAACUCAGCUUCUUCGGUUUAGAAUGACGGGUAGGGGCAUCUUUUUUUAAAGCCCUGCCCUUAUUAUGAUACAAUAUACAUACCCCUGAAGCGGUAUGCUGUUUGUAUCACGUCAUCUCUUACCUUACCAUUCCACUGCCUCAGAGCAGUAAUAUGGUGGAAAGAA